ACCGCACGCUCGGGGACGUCCUGUGCGUGUAGACGCCUGUUGGGCACCGAGAGACGGACUUGCCGGCGAGAUGAGCGGCGGAGAGAUCAUCCUCCAGGGUUGGCUGAGGAAGUCGCCGCCGGAGAGGAAACUGCGGAGAUACGCAUGGAAGAAGCGUUGGUUCAUUUUGCGCAGCGGGCGCAUGAGCGGUGACCCUGACGUGCUGGAGUACUACAAGAACGACCACUCCAAGAAGCCCAUCCGGGUCAUCGACUUGCAUUGCUGCGAGCAGGUGGACGCCGGACUGACCUUUAAGAGGAAGGAGUUCCAGGACAGCUUCGUGUUUGACAUCAAGACUUCAGACCGCACCUUCUACCUGGUGGCCGAGACUGAGGAGGAGAUGAACAAGUGGGUGCGCGCCAUUUGCCAGUUGUGCGGAUUCAACCAGUCAGACGAUAACAACCAUGAUGUCCGACUUCAACAUAUGCCACGCUCUGUAGGUCCCGAGGUCUCCUGCUCGGCGGCCCCUCUGAGCGCCGUCGGUGGCAAGUUGUCUGCGCCGGUCCACUCUAGCCAACCGGUCCUCUUCACCUUCGACGUACCCGUGCGCCACUCGCACCACAGCGCCCUGUCCAACAGCGCGCCGCAGGACUACCUCCUCCUGCACCAGUGCGUGAGCAGGAAGACUGAGAGCGCACGGAGCGCCAGUUUCUCCCAAGCCAUGAGAGGCAACGUGUUCUUGGGCAGCGACUCAACUGUCCAGAAGUUGUCGCACGGCUUCUCUCACUGUCUGAAUGGGAUGGGCGCUCAGCUGCACGGCUUCUACAGUCUCCCCAAGCCCGGCAAGCACCACCUGCCGGCCGCGCCCGAUGACUCCCCCCAGGAGGGCUGCUACGUGCUUCCUCGCGGCGCCCCGUCCGACACAGACUUGGAGAACGAGGAAGUGUACACCUUCCAGACACCAUGCAACGCCCUGGCCGCCGAGCGGGCUAGCGACAACUACGACCUCCCCACCCCACCCGGUUCUUUCUACCAAAUACCGCGGACGUUUGAUAAGAACCACAACGCAUUGACGCCCUCCAGUUCAGAGUCGUCCUGUGCGCCCCCGCCCAGGCCGCCAAAGCCAGGCUCGGACGGACAGUGGGGGAGUCCGUACUCCCAGAACGGGGAAGCUUCGGCGGCGGUGUCGGUCAUCCCAAGAAGGAAUACGCUGCCUGCUGUGGAAAACAUCAGGCUGCACAGAGGCUCUUCCUUCGAAACAAGCAGCCAUCAGCGUCCUAUCCAUUUCAACAACUCGGGUCAGUCCGUCGAAUCAGUCAAUGACGGCUUCAGCUCAUACCUUAGAACCCGAACUUCACUUACCCGCUCGGACAGCGGCAACUCUGACGACAACUACGUCCCCAUGAAUCCAGGGUCGUCGCCACUUAGCGCGGCCCAGGCGGACAGUCCCAAGAACAUGUAUAUCCCCAUGAGCCCCGGUCCGCACCACUUCGACUUCCCGGGCUUCUCGGCGACGCUACCUACCCGUAAAGGGAGCAGUGCUUCCCUUUGCCACCGGCCCGGACGUCUAAGCGACGUCACGCCCCCUCCCAUCAAUCGGAAUCUGAAGCCUAACAGGAAGUCCAAGCCAACACCUCUGGAUCUAAAGAACAAUGGCUUCAUUGACGAGCUGCCAUUCAAAAGCCCGGUCACCAUGUCCUGGACACGGCCCAUGCCCGCCAUGAAUUCCAUGUCGUCGCAGCGUUGUCGUCCCAUCUCCACGCAAAGCAUCACCAGCACUGACUCUGCAGACAGCGAGGAGAACUAUGUGGCCAUGCACAACCCAGCGUCUACCUCCCCGGCCGUGAGCAGCACCAGCAGUCCGGCCCUUCGCAAGAGUGGCAACGUGGACUACCUCGCACUGGACUUCCAGCCCGGGUCGCCAAGUGCGCACAGAAAGCCGUCGACGUCGUCUGUAACAUCUGAUGAGAAAGUGGACUAUGUUCUGGUGGAUAAGGAGAAAACGCAGGCCCUGCAGAAUACCAUGCAGGAGUGGACUGAUGUGCGCCAGUCUACUGAGCCCACCAAGGGGGUCAAGUCUUGACACUGGGUACAUGUUUUUUGUAGGGGCUUGGAAUGUUUGGACCACAAAAAAGCCAUAAUUCACAGUAUCUAUGCCUGUGCUCGGCCAUAAAAGAUAGCUUUUUUUCAAUGAACCAAAUAUCAUAAAUAAAAAUACCCUGGCCCCCGCUAUAGGCGUAGGGACAGUGAAAAGAAAAAAAAAAAACAGCAAGUAAUUAAAUUUUGUAAUUGAAACCGUAAAUACACCACAAACUGUGAUCCAGAAACUAUCAUUUCAAAGUCAUUUCGCAAGAUUAACUUUAAAGUUACAGUGGUACUUCAAGAUACGGAAUUAAUUCAUUCCAAAGUUGCUUUUGUAUCAUGGUUUUUUUCUUAUAAUGAAUUACGUUUUAAGCAGGAAGCAGGAACUUAUGGCACUGUCAUGUCCUCUGAUUGCCUGUCUUUGUUAAUUAUUUGUCACCCCGUAGUGGUGCUUAAGUGUAAUGAAUUUGUGAGGUUUCAGCUCAUUCUACAGACGUUAUCACACGACUACUCAAGCUCAUAGUAAAAUGUGCUAAAAGAUUAACUAACUUUGGCAGCCUUUGCCUUUUUGCAGUUCUUGCCAUUUCAUCUCAGUGUUUGUUCCUUGAAACACCAUUGCUUGUAAGUUAUAUUCUUUUGAUGCACAUGAGCAUUGUGUAGCAGAUUGUAGUGUGUAUAUUUCUUUUGUUUACAUUUGUGUUCAAACGUAUUUGCAUUAUCACAUUGCUGCAAGCAAGAACUAUCUAUUACAGUACGUUUCAUAAUAUAAAAGAGGAAAAGCUUCAAAAAAAAUUUCGUGUUCCGAAGCUUCCGUGUCUCGAAGUACCACUGUAAAAGCUGACUGAUGUCUCUCAUGCGAAAUCUACCGCCUGACUUUCCUUUCUUUUCAUCUUGGGCAAUAUACAGUGGGGCAAAUAGGUAUUUAGUCAACCACCAAUUGUGCAAGUUCUCCUACUU
Corythoichthys intestinalis (scribbled pipefish) is the source of this 3018-nucleotide messenger RNA. Its product is annotated as GRB2-associated-binding protein 2-like. Gene Ontology annotation, cellular component: cytoplasm. Bases 71 to 2062 code for a protein of 663 amino acids. NCBI's taxonomy places the organism in Eukaryota, Metazoa, Chordata, Actinopteri, Syngnathiformes, Syngnathidae. The record is from RefSeq and is a predicted model, not a curated record. Gene Ontology annotation, molecular function: transmembrane receptor protein tyrosine kinase adaptor activity. Gene Ontology annotation, biological process: signal transduction. The transcript is spliced from 10 exons.